UAAGCGACAACUACACGUUUUACAAGAACAACAACAAACAAUACCAGAAGAAUCUCUCUUUCUCUCAUCCUUCUUAUUUAUCUCUGUUUUUGUGUUCUGUGAUUUCAAUCUCUGACGUAGUGUUCUUCUAGGUUUAAACAAGACGAAGAUUGGUGAAAUUGACGGAACUUGUUGAUUGAAUUGCUGAAUUUGUAACUAUCAACUUCAGUGGAGAAAUGGAAGACGGUAAGAAGGAGGUGCAGAUAAGCCUUGUUAAUGGCUUCUCUCCGGUGUCUUCUACUCCUGUUUUCUGGAAAUCUCGCAAGAGAUCUGGUGAAAUUUAAUGUUUUAAAUUUUUUCUGAAGACAAGGCCAUGAAAAGGUUUGAACCCAGGUUGUAUUUGUGCAGGGCUAGUAUGAAGAACUUGUAUAAGAACGUUACAGAUGAAGCUGAUAAAACAAGUGAGAAGAAGGAGGAGAACUCCAGUGAUGAGAAAAUGGAAGAAACAACUCCGCCGACAGUUCUUUCGGAGAAACGUAAGGCUCUCUUUGAACCUCUUGAACCAAUAAUGGAUUUGAAUGGUAGAAGACCUUCAGCUGAAUCUUUACUUCCCCCACCGGACUUUGACUCUGCCAGUUACCCUCGUGGAUGGCUCAUUGGAAAGAAGCGGAAACUUGUAAACGUGGAUGUUGUCGAAAGCAUGCGCAGGAUUGCUGUACAAGAAAUGAACAGAAAGGACAGAGAGAUCGAUGGCCUAAACGAGCAGUUGGACGAGGACUCACGUGUCCUAGAACAUCUCCAACUGCAGCUACUGAAUGAACGAAGCAAGCGUGCAGAUGUUGAGCGACAGAAUGCAAUGCUGCAGGGCCAGGUUGAUAUGCUCAUGAAUAUGCUUCACGAACCCGAGAACAUGGACGACCAGGAAGGACCACAAGAUCCUUAAAGUUUAUUUAUUUGAUUGUCAUGUUUUGCAAGUAGAAAGCUAGAAAAAUAUAUCUGUUCUGCUGUUGAGGCCAGAUACUGUGCAUAUUACGGCAUUUGGUCUUUGUUUGAAAUAUAAAAUAGACAUAAACAUACCACCACAAAAUGUACCAAAUUACAUGUUUUUUGCAACAUCCUUUUUUAUGCA
This is a messenger RNA of Cynara cardunculus var. scolymus (artichoke), 1108 nucleotides long. RefSeq names its product protein HEADING DATE REPRESSOR 1-like. Lineage: Eukaryota; Viridiplantae; Streptophyta; Magnoliopsida; Asterales; Asteraceae. The coding region runs from base 353 to 922 and encodes 189 amino acids. The record is from RefSeq and is a predicted model, not a curated record. The transcript has 4 exons. Gene Ontology annotation, biological process: regulation of flower development.